Messenger RNA from Astrephomene gubernaculifera, 827 nucleotides. NCBI's taxonomy places the organism in Eukaryota, Viridiplantae, Chlorophyta, Chlorophyceae, Chlamydomonadales, Astrephomenaceae. The record is from the annotation of a GenBank genome assembly.
AUGAGGAUGCGGCUGCCAUGGGGAUGCUGGCGGAGAGGCUGCGGGUGCGGAAGGAGCGAGCAGCGGGAGCUGGCGAGGUGGGCUGGGACGUCUUCAGCCUGCACUACAAUCCAGCAGCCGGCCUGCCCGCCGGCGGAGGCUCCGGAGCCGCCGCCACCCCUCCCGUUGCCGCCACCUCUGGCGGCCCCCUCUCCGCGCUCUUCACCCCUACCGUGAUGUUGUCGUACAACCGCCUCGCGAGGCUGUUGUGGCGGUUGAAGCGUGCGGAGCAUGCGCUGUCGGCCACGUGGGGGGUGGCGGCGUGCGGGUUGCAGCGUAUGGUGGAUAAGAUGGGGGCAGACGGGCAUCCCGUGCAGCCGGUGUUGGCGCUGCUGCUGCGGCUGCGCUCCGAGAUGAGCCACUUCGCCACCAACCUGCAGUACUACAUCCAGUUCGAGGUCAUGGAGGCGUCGUGGCAGGAUUUCUAUGCCCGUGCUGCCGCCUGUGCUGACCUGGACUCCCUCAUCUCCGCGCAUGAGGCCCACCUUGCCACCCUGCUGCGUAAGGCCCUGCUGGCCACCGACACCACCACCACCAACAACAACAACAACACGUCGGCGCCAGCCGCCAACAACAGCAGCAACAACAACAUCUACGUCUCCAACACCGCUGGUGGUGGUGGUGAUGUAGAUGGCAUGGAUGUGGACAGUGGGUUGGGUGCAGGUGGAGGCGGAGGAGGAGGAGCGGCGGGGGGUCCGAGUGCCACUGCGCUUCGGAGGGCGCUGCAGGACGCCCUGACGAACAUGGUCGCCCUCCGAGCCAUCGCAGCGCGCCUGGAGGAGACGGUG